AUGAAUAAAGAAAACUUUCGCUUUUAUAUUAAAGUACGAACCGCACUUAAUAUUCCAGCAUCAGUUAUUUAUAAUGAACUACAUUCUGUUCAUGGUGACCAAGUUCCUUGUUUGAGAACAGUUGAAAGAUGGGCUAAAUGGUUUCGUGAAGGCCGAGAAGAAAUUGAAGAUGAAGCACGACCCGGCAGACCUGUUACCGAAACAACAUCUGAAAAUAUUGAACAGGUCUGCCUUCUUAUCGAUGACGAUCCUCACAUUACAAUAGACGAGGUGCAAGAGCAAACUGGUUUAAGUCAUGGCACCGUUCAGCUAAUCAUCACCGAUCAUUUAAACCUUAAGAAAGUUACCGCUCGUUAUAUACUCAAGGAUCUGACCGAUUUUCAACGGGCUGAACGAGUCCGAAUAUGCCAACAAAAUUUAGCAAAAUUUCAAGAAGGAACAUGGCGUCUAUGUGAUGUAAUAACUGGUGACGAGUUGUGGUUUUAUCAUACACAAAUUGGUUGGAAGUCAUCGAAUGCAGCGUGGGUGAGAAGAGGAGAUCCUCCAUCUACUGUAGUUCGACGCGAUAGGUUUGCUCCAAGAACCCUAUUUUCCAUCUUUUUUAAGUCAGAUGGUCCUGUUUUCAUUCAUCCUGUGGAACGGGGACAAGCGAUUGAUCAUCACUAUUACAUCAACAAUUGUUUACAACCACUUGUCGAACAAGUCAAACGUCAAAGACCCUCAUAUGGUACCCGUCGUAUUAAAAUCCACCACGAUAAUGGAAGGCCACAUAUUCAUAAAGAUGUGUCCAAUUAUCUUGAAUCUGAAGGCCUCACAAUAAUACCACAUGCACCUAAUUCUCCAAAUUUGUCACCAUGUGACUUUUGGUUGUUCUAUUUAAUUAAAGAAAAUCUAACUGACCAAAGCGAUUCAGAAUCAUUAUAUGAUGCUGUAUCCGAUUUCAUGUAUUCUUUAAAAAAAGAAGAAUAUAAAAAAACCUUCGAGAAAUGGAUUCAAAGAAUGCAAUUGUGUAUAGAUAACGAAGGUGAUUAUUUUGAACAAUUGAUAAAAUAA
Messenger RNA from Rotaria sp. Silwood2, 1053 nucleotides. The record is from the annotation of a GenBank genome assembly. Lineage: Eukaryota; Metazoa; Rotifera; Eurotatoria; Philodinida; Philodinidae.